Messenger RNA from Fusarium redolens, 1121 nucleotides. RefSeq lists its product as uncharacterized. The transcript has a single exon. The coding region runs from base 8 to 976 and encodes 322 amino acids. Lineage: Eukaryota; Fungi; Ascomycota; Sordariomycetes; Hypocreales; Nectriaceae. The record is from RefSeq and is a predicted model, not a curated record.
CGAAACCAUGCUUGGAAGCAGUAACAAGUUCGACCCAAACACUGACAUCCCCGACUUGAGCGGAAAGGUCUUUGUUGUAACAGGCGGCAGCGCAGGAAUAGGGUAUGGAAUCUCAGCGCAUAUCCUCCAGCACCAUUGCCAGAAGCUUUACCUUCUUGGGAAAAAGCAGCAUCACCUCGAUGAGGCCGCAGAGGGCUUGAAGCAGUACGGUGAUAUUUCCCGUGUGGAGUUUGUCCAGGUUGAACUUGAGGAUCUCCAUCAGACAGACCAGGUGGCGAAAAGACUUGUGUCCGAGCUAGACCGCCUUGACGCAUUGGUCUUGAACGCUGGGCUUGGUGUUGGGCCGUAUGGAGAGACUAAAGAUGGCGUUGAUAGCCAUAUGCAAAUCAAUGUCUUUGCGCAGCACCAUUUGGCCAUGACGCUACUGCCCAAGUUGAUCGCUACGCCUGACAGCAGGCUCUGUCUUCAAUCGUCAGAUCUGCACCGUGCAGCGCCCAGCGACAUCAAGUUCGCUGAUCUUCAAGAGAUCAAUCGGGACAUUGGCCCAACCUACCUCUACAACCGCACCAAAUUGGCCCAAGUACUUCUUGUUCGUGCCCUCUAUCGGCGGAAGCAGCAAGGUCGACUAGGUAUGCAGCCUGGACAAGGGCCUUGGAUCAACGCCACUCAUCCUGGGGGCGUCAAGACAGAUCAACAGGAACAGGCCAUUGAUGCUUACGGGACUUUGGGCAAGGUUGGAGUCGCUGUCAUUCGGCCUUUCAUGAAGGAUCCAGUGGACCAGGGAUGUCGACCGAUUCUGUUCGCGGCGACUAGUAAUGCUAUUAGGGAGGAGAAGAUUGAUGGUAGUUACAUUGUGCCAGACUGCAAGGUCACGGAGGCUUCUUCGCAGGCACUUGAUGAGGGUUUGCAGGAGCAGCUUUGGACACUUACGGAGAAGAUCCUGAAAGAAAAGCUUGGAUCUGGAGCUGGGCAGUAAGAAAAGAGAUGAGUUAUCUUAUCCUUGACCAGAUUCAGGAAUCAAAAAAGCUCCAUACAAUAUCUCACGUUCUAAGAGGUCAAUAAAAACCAAAUAAUUAUUUUCCUACCUUCAGACAUACUAACAAAAGUCAUGUGUUACUUGC